CAGCAAAUAUAAGCUGGUGAGUAGAGUCAGCUUCGCUCACUUUCGAGAGGGGAGCUGACAUUCCGCUGCCUCCGGGUGAAUGCAAGCAAUGGACAUUGAGAAGGUCAACUCCAUGGACUUUGGAGAAUUUGUGGAUGUGUUUGGGAACGUCAUUGAGAGAUGUCCUCUGAUCGCGGCUGCUGUUUGGUCCCAGCGUCCAUUCUCCAACUUGGAAGAUUUAGAGAAGCAUUUUUUUGACUUCAUUGAUGCCCUUCCCCAGUCAGGCCGAGAGGGCAUCCUGCGCUGCCACCCGGACCUGGCGGGCCGCGAGCUGCAGCAGGGCACGCUCAGCGCCGAGUCUCGGCGGGAGCAGAGCGGCGCGGGCCUGACGAGCCUGGACGCGGACGAGCGGCUCCGGCUGGCGGAGCUCAACGCGCAGUACCGCGCGCGCUUCGGCUUCCCCUUCGUGCUCGCCGCGCGUCGGAGCCACCGGGCGGCCGUGCCCCGCGAGCUGGCGCGCCGGCUGCGCUGUCCGCCCGCGCAGGAGCUGCGCACCGCCCUGGCCGAGGUGAAGAAGAUCGGCCACCUGCGACUCGCCGACCUCCUGGGCGCCCACCCGGCCCGACUGUAGCGGCCGCGGGCCCGGCCCCCGCGCCGGUCGCACGCGCUGGGAGCGAGGGGCGCAGGCCCGGAACGGCGUCCCCACGCGCACAAAGGGAGGGGAGGACUGGGGCCAUCGUGCCCUUUUGUCCAUCCACCCACAUGCACACGCUUUGCCAAAUACACAGGUUCGUGUCUGCCCCCGGUUUAUCCAGCUUCAAUUCUUCACUCCUUUUGCGGCCCGUUGACGCCACCAGCCGUUGUGGAUUCCAAAGCCCGCAUCCAGCUCGCCUCUCUGGCUCCGCAUCCUCUCCUGCUAAGCCCGGCUGCAAAGCAAAAAAAAAAAAAAAAAAAAAAAAAAAGGCCAGAAAAGGAAUCCUUUUUUUUUUUUUCUUUUCAGAAAAGGAAUCUUUUUAUGCCACUGCGGUUUGUCUGUUUUUUCUUCUCCCACCUCAUUUGCUGUGCCCGACCUUUACAUGUGAGAAGACGUAGUUUUCUCAUUCUGGGGCGCCUACGGGAGCCGGAGCCCGAGCGAGAAAAGCAAAGUACUGGUUUGGAUCCUCCCCAGGCGGGGAAGCCGCGGGUGGGGGUCGCUGGGCGGGAGGGAGCCUCGAGGUGGGCCAACAUUGGGGAGGCGUCGUGGGGGCAGGCGGAGUAGCUGCCUUAGUCGCUCUUGAGAGAGGGUAGGGAGUGGGGGUGUCUCCAAGGUGGACGAGCCUGAAAGUCGGGAGCCGGCGGCCUCUGGGACCCUCCAACAGGUCGCCCCUCACCUUGGGACUCUCCCAGAGAUCGGGCCUUUAGAGUUGGAUUGUCAGAACUCCAGGCUGUCGUCCCCCCCCCCCGGGGGGGCAUUAGAUCAUUAAAAAGUUAAAAAUGAAAUAAAUAAUAAUUUAAUAAUA
Molecule: messenger RNA, 1478 nt
Organism: Canis lupus familiaris (dog)
Lineage: Eukaryota; Metazoa; Chordata; Mammalia; Carnivora; Canidae
Gene: URAD
Product: ureidoimidazoline (2-oxo-4-hydroxy-4-carboxy-5-) decarboxylase
Exons: 2
Coding region: 80-610 (176 amino acids)
Biological process (GO): allantoin metabolic process
Molecular function (GO): carboxy-lyase activity
Source: RefSeq, a predicted model, not a curated record